This is a messenger RNA of Terrapene triunguis (Three-toed box turtle), 1983 nucleotides long. It is a transcript of the gene B3GNT8, whose product is annotated as UDP-GlcNAc:betaGal beta-1,3-N-acetylglucosaminyltransferase 8. NCBI's taxonomy places the organism in Eukaryota, Metazoa, Chordata, Testudines, Emydidae. Gene Ontology annotation, cellular component: membrane. Gene Ontology annotation, molecular function: protein N-acetylglucosaminyltransferase activity. The coding region runs from base 567 to 1778 and encodes 403 amino acids. The transcript is spliced from 2 exons. The record is from RefSeq and is a predicted model, not a curated record.
GUCGAUGUUCUAGUUACCAGUCCAGAGUCCGGAUCAAUCUCGUGGCCAGCUCGGUUGAUCAUGGGUAGGGAGGAGCCGGGCUCCGUCGGUCGCGACACGAUGCUCCGGGGAAGUCUUGGCAGGAUGAAGUUUCCUGGCAAGGCCCCGUUUACAUAGUGAUUUUCCUUCAUCGGGACCAAUGAGUUUUGCAGCGUCCUGCUGUGAUCAAUUGUUGUUUGACGAGGGCUUGUUUUCUGAAAUUGUCCUUCUCAGCCUUUAUCUGGUUCUUCCAUCGAGUCCCUCAGGGAGUUACCCCAGGCUGGGUUUGACCACAGCUCUCUUGUCCCCAUCUCAUCUUUAGAGUCGUCAGCCUGCCCUCCUCUGAUAGCGACGGCCUUCACGCUUCUCUCUCAACACCCGUUCCUCAGUCGCACACAAACCAGAAUUCGUUCACACGGAGCCUUUUGAACCGGAACAUCAAGUUGCAAUGCAGACGAACAACAAUCCGGGCCUUUUUUGACUUAUUUUAACAUGCUAAACCUACAGCAAAGGGGUGACCCUCCCAGGCUCCGUGAUGGCGGACGACCAUGAAGGGGACCAAGCUGCUGACAGUGGCCUUGGCCCUGCUGACGCUGCUGGCCCUGAAGGCCUACAUUGACUGGAGCUUGGAUCAGCCCAAGGGCCUGCCCCACCCUGAGCCCGCCUGGGCCACCACCCCCCUCCUGCUGGCCGAGCCGCUGGGGGACGACCCGGUGGGGCUGCUGCUCCGUCUCAACGCCUCGCUGCGGCGGCUGCGCGGCAGCGUGCCCGAGGCGGACGCCUACUGGAACCGCCAGCAGCAUGGGCUCUUCCGGGCGCUGGAGGGGGGCCCGGCCAACGGCACGUGGGGCUGCGGGGACGGGCUGGCCGCGGCGGCCGCCAUCAGGGACUUCGCCUCGUACCCGGAGCAGCACCAGCGCUUCGUGCUGCACGCCGAGUGCCGCAGCUUCCCGCUGCUGGUGAACCAGCCCCGCAAGUGUGCCGGCAACCGGACCUUCCUGCUGCUGGCUAUCAAAUCCGUGCCAGGCAACUUCGCCGCCCGCCAGGCCGUGCGGGAGACCUGGGGCCGGGAGGGGGAGCCUGGGGGGCAGCCGGUGCGCACCCUCUUCCUGAUGGGCGCGGCCCGCGGGCAGCACCAGCCUGACCUGCGGCACCUGAUCGCCUACGAGAGCCGGGCCUACGGCGACGUCCUGGUGUGGGACUUCGAGGACACGUUCUUCAACCUGACCCUCAAGGAUUUCCUCUUCCUGGGCUGGGCGCUGGCGCACUGCCCUGACGCCCGCUUCGUGCUCAAGGGCGACGACGACGUCUUCAUCAACACGCCGCGGGUGCUGGCCUUCCUGGGGCCGCUGACCGGGCGCCGGGCCCAGACACUCUACACCGGGCAGGUCAUGGCCAACGCCUCCCCCUUCCGCCAGGCCACCAGCAAGUACUACAUCCCCGAGUCCUUCUACGCCGGGCCGUACCCGGCCUACGCCGGCGGGGGCGGCUACAUCUUCUCGGGCCGCCUGGCCCCGGCCCUCUUCCUGGUGGCCCAGCACCUGGCCUUCUACCCCAUCGACGACGUCUACACCGGGCUGUGUUUCCAGGCGCUGGGGGUGCGGGCCGAGGCCCACCCCGAGUUCCAGACCUUCGACAUCGCCGAGAAAGACCGGGCCGACCCCUGCGCGCACCGCCAGCUGCUCCUGGUGCAUCGGCGCAGCCCCCAGCAGACUGUGCGGCUGUGGCGGCAGCUGCAUGACCCCCAGCUGAAAUGCUGACCGGGGGGAGGCUGAGCUGGCCAAGAACGGGCCAAGCGGAAACAUGGGCUCGGCUCUCUGCCGCCAGAACCGCAAAUUCCCUCCCGUUGUGUUUCCCCGGCCCCCCAGCAGCGAGGCAGGCGCUGGGCCAUGGAACUGGGCGGGAGCUGUGUGCACCCGGGGGCGGGGGGCACUGCCCUGUCGUUCCCGGACGGGCCAUUAAAGA